AUGGCCAAAAAUCUAAAUUACUUAGCAUACAAGGAUUUGGUAUCACUAAAACAUAAUAACAAUAUUUUAUUGAACUUAAAAAUAAACCCAAUAUUAUAGCAAUGUUUGAGGAAAAUUAGUUAUGAUACAUAAAAUAACAGUAAGCCAGCUAAUGGCAUCACAUAAAUCUCUAAGUAAUUAAUAGAAAACGAAAAUUAAAGUUUUGAAACUUAGUUAAACAUUAUUGAACUUCUUCAUGAUAAAAUUGAAUGCAUGAGGUUGUUGAUGGAAGAAAACUAUAUAGUUUAAUUUGAUCAUUUACUAAACUACAUUGAAAAACUCAUAAAAAUUUAGAAAAUAUUAGUAAAGUAAUAUGAAACCUUUCCAUGUGAAAGAACACAAUGUGCACUAGGGUUUUUUUAUACUGAAUUGUUGAAUGACUAUUUAGCAGCAAAUCAAUUGUUUAGUGUUUUGGCUAUAUCUGAUGAAAAAAUGAAGAAAAUUACCUUGAAUCAAGAUGUCUUCAAUAGUAAGAUGAUUUAUUUAUUAACUGAAUUUAAUGGGAAGAUGAAGAUAAAAUGCUCAUCAUAUGAUGCUGAUUCAUUUUUAGGUAUUUCGAAUGAAUCAAUUACUAAUAAAAUCAUAGAUGAUUUAAUUCCACCAGGAAUAAGUGAAAAUCAUGAUGAGAUGAUUAUAGAUUUCUUAAAAAAUGGUAAAUCGAAAUAUCUCAGAUAAUUAUAAGUUAACUUUUUGUACUAUAAAUAUUAGCAAUACAUGAUGGAAAUAGAUUUUGCAAUUGAAACCAAUCUAAUUUAAGAACUCAAUUUCAUUGUUUUUAUUCAACCCACAAUGAGUUAGAUUCUAUCUAUUGUUUUGGACAUAAAUUUGGCAAUUGUAUGCAUGAGUAAAGCUUUUAUCUAAGAAUUGGACUUGUAAGAGAGCAUCAAAUUUUAUUUGGGGAUGAAUAUUUAAAAAAUAAUCCCAUCCUUCCGAAAUAACAUCCUAGAAAAUCAUUUUAUCGAAAAUGCAGAAGCCCACUUUGAAAAUUAUGAUGUAAGAUCAAGUUCAUCUUCAAGAGAUCAUCCUUAUCAUACAUCCUAUUAUAUUAGAACAAAGAAAAUAGAUGAUAGAAUAGCAUUCUAUUAUGUGUAAUUUGAGUAUUUCAAGAAAAACGCAAUUGGUUAAGUUUCCAGUUCAGCCGAUUCUGUAAACACGAGUCACCAUUUAGUCUUAGACUAUAUAUAUGAGGAUAAUAUUAAUGAAAUAUGCGAAGAAGCCCCUGUUGAGAUUCCUAUUGAAGAUGAAGUUAAAAGAGAGCAUCCCUAAUUAAAUUAUGUUGGAGGUUAAUAUUCAGAACAAAGUCAUGUGAUUAAUGAAUUUAAAUAUGAAUAAACUAAUAUCAAAAGUACUCUUAGAUGCAAUUAGACACUCUUGGAAUAAAAGUACUCCAAUGUGAAUAAAAAUCCAUCAAAAGUGUUGAUUUCUCAUAAAAAUGAAAGCGAUGUUCAUGAUGAUCAAAUCAAGGUCCAUUAAUUAGAUGAGUGUUAAUCUUCCUAGAUUUCCAGUUUACAAGGCUUGAGACGAUCAGAAUUCUACAAAAAAUAUGAAUUAUACUAGAAACUUAGAUUUCAAGUUGGAAAUUCGAAAUACCAUAAAUUGUUCAUUAUUACUUUUACUUUGAGUUUAAUUAGUUAAGUGAUAAUUUAAUCGAUUUAAAUAGCAAAGUUAAAUAUCAACUUAUAGCUUCUGGCUGCUGAUAUAGACUUACUGUAAGUAAAGAAUCUUGUAUAUUAGCCAUUAGAAUCCUUUUUAUUAACCAGAUGGACUAUAUUUAAUUAUAUAUAAAUGGAGAUCGCAGGAGAGAUUACACAAUAAGAAUUCAACUAUCUUGUGGAGUUUCCUAGGUCGAAUCUCAAUCUAGGUUAUGAUUAAUUAGAUUCUAAUUUGAAACAAGUAUUGGAUAGGAUAAGCGUUUCUGGUUUUUUUGAAAACAAAUCUUUAGAUAUUUAUGUUUAUGUAUCUACAGGCGAAGGUGAACUUUAUAAUUUAACGUUAAGGAAUGGCAUUCAAAUAUUGCUAAACUAUUUAUAUGAGAUUAAGAAGAGAUAUUAGAUUGAAGGAACAAUUGUCUCAGAUAGUCCUUAUGUCUACUAUUCCUAUAAGAAUUAUUUAACUAUGAAAUCAGAAUUUAGCCAAUUGAACUAGUAAAUUUUAAGUAGUACGAUUACCAAGUCAUAGCAAGAAUAAUCAUAAGAAGAGUUUAUUUUUAUAGUUGCAGUAGGAAUUGCUUUUAUAUAAUUUUGUAUAACUUUUAAUUAUUUUAUUCAAAUUUAGAAAUUAAUUAAUAAAUUUUAUGGUCUCAUUUAAAAUAUGGAUGCUGAUUACACCUAUUAAGAAAUUACUAGAUUGAAAUUUAUAUCUAGUCGUUUAAAUAAAAGUUCAAACAUGUUAUUUAGAUUCUAAAUCAACAUCGAGUAAAGGGAAAAGGAAUUCCAACAUAAAUCAUUUGAUUUGAACAUCAAGAAAAAAGUGUUACAUAGACCUUAUUAUUUGAAAUAGUACUUUGCUUAUUAUUUAUAUUUUAUUUUUGUAUUAGCGUUGAUGUUUGGGAAUGCAUUAUUAACUUUUUAAGAAAGUGGUGAAUAUUUAAACAAAUAUCCAGCAACUGCUCAAUUUUUCAAAGCCAUCUCAGAUGUGGGUACAGAUAUACCAACCAUGUAUGCUUAAAGGGAUAUUCUCUAUAAUAUUGGGCUAAUAGCUCCUUUUUUGAAUGCCACUGAAAAAGCUAGGCUUCUAUAAGAAAUCAAAGAUUCUCUCAACAGAACUAAUACAUUUAUAACUUUGGACUUUAAUCUAGACAGUUUAAUCAUUUCAACAGAGUUCAAAAAUUAUUACUAUCAGAUUUAGAAAGAGAACCUUUGCAAUUUUCUGCCAAAUUAUAUAAGUUCGAAAUCAUAAACUCUAUGUCCUUAAAUUAUGGAUUAAAAUUUGGAAAGAGGCCUUUUAGGAUUGUUGAUUUAUAUCAGUAAUUUCAUCAAUACUGAUAUGGCUCUAAAUCAAUUUACAAAUAAAUUGCAAUAAAGCUAUUUAGAAUUGGAAGGUGCCUUUUUGGUCUCCUACAUUAUCAAAGAUAUAAAUACUAGCUUUCACUUUGAUUUACAAUCCUAGACUCAGUUUUAUAUUGACAAAAUCAGUGUGCAUAAUCUAGCAAUUCUCAUAUUUUUAUGCAUCUUGGUUGUGCUUACAUUAACAAAGAUCAAGAAUAAGCUAAUUUAAAAAUUAUAUUUGGCUUAGAGACUUCCAUACUUGAUGCCGAUAAAAACAGUCGUAUUUAACGAUGGCUUUGAAAGGAAUCUAAGAUAACUCAUCCAAAAAUGA
Paramecium tetraurelia is the source of this 3357-nucleotide messenger RNA. RefSeq lists its product as uncharacterized. The record is from RefSeq and is a predicted model, not a curated record. The transcript has 4 exons. NCBI's taxonomy places the organism in Eukaryota, Ciliophora, Oligohymenophorea, Peniculida, Parameciidae.